AUGGGGAAGGUUACGAAGAAGCCACAGGAGAAGCACAAAGUAUCUCUGUCACCUGCGGUAUCAGACCUCGUCAACAAGGUUUCCACCGCACAUCUCGCAGAUCUUCCGGCCCUCUUUACGGCUUGGUCGCAAAGAUGGCCAUAUCCUCGCGGCGACCUCAACAACUGGAUUGAACCUCUUGAUCGUUUCGACACUAUCUUGGAAAAGUUUAACACAAAAUAUGGAUUGGACAAAGGCCCUCAGACGACACCGUUUGGCACAUCAUUACUCCUCGAAGGCAGCCCCGGAACCGAUGAGAAGAGAUUGAAAGAGCUGGGUUUCGGUCCUGAGGGUGACAGAGAACUAGUAGAGGCCAUCCUAGUCUUCUCAAAGUUGCUGGUGGAAAAAUGUGCAAAUCGUGCAGUCUACAACAGCACCGAUCGUUUGAAUGAUCUGCUGAACACCACUUCCCUUUCGUUGCUGCACACCACAUUGCGGAUCACCUUCUAUCUGGCGCAGAGAUAUGCUGAACGCACACAUACUUCGCAUCACCUAACUGUCAAGUUCUACGAUUUUGAUCAUGAGCGGCUCCAGAAACUUGCUGCGCCGUUCGGGCAGCCCUUGUCCCCUACGAAGCGUGGCACAACAUCGCCGGUCAAGGUUACAAAGUCAAAAGAGAAGUUAACCCCUUCGGGUAAACCGAGGCGAAGCUCUACAGCGGUCAAUCCCAACGACUUCCGAUCUCUCUGCAAGGAGACAACGAGCCACAGCGACCGCAGUAAAUCGACUGCUUUACCAGACCGCGAUUGGCAAACCUGGGCACAUGUGAGAGUGUCGUGGUCGCCACAGCCCGCUGAGCAGAAGCCUGCAGCUGGCGAGUCGUCUCAGUCUUCUGAUACUCCUUCGACUCCGACGCCAGUCAGACAGCAGUCCUCAGGGCUUAGCAGGAUGGACACGAACGGCACAUCCAGCAGCAGCCCCAGCCGCUUGGACACCACGCAGCACGAAGCUCAGCCGGAACUGAAGCAUGUCGAGCUGUCGCCAUCAGACCUGUCAAACACUUCCAUCGAGUCCAUCCUCUUGAGUCAACCUGAAGACAUGCCGCCGAAGGUGCGAUACGAGCUGCUGCACCAGCUCCGUGUCGCCCAUGGCUUAAUGACAUCUGCCAAAACCCGAAAGGAACUGCUUGCCAUCCGACUGCUAUCCAUUGCCAGCCUCGCAAAUGUGUUCAAUGAGUCUGAACUGUCCCAGAAACUCUUUCCCGUGGAUCAAGGAGGUCCGAAGCCCCAUGAUCUAAUCUCGCAACUUGUCAGUCUGAUCCACGACUCCAAGAAGGGCCAGCCGCCUGUCUCCCUAUACCUCCAGACCAUCGCCAUGGAAACGAUGAGUGUCCUGGCUCGUUUCAAGAUCUUUGCGUCGGACAUCAAUGGCGCCCUUGGAGGCGGAUCGUCGCAAGGACUUCUGUCGCAGUUGAUUCUGAAAGGUUUAAGCGACAUCGGCAAAGACAAUGACAGCACUGACACACCUGUUGGUGACGACUGGAGAGAAGCAGUCUUCUCCAUGCCCAGAACUCUGAUUCAAGCAAGUGGUCAUCAUGGACGUUCCAGCGAGGCAACCAUGGCCUCCAGUUUUAUCACUACUUACUUGGCCGGCUUCAAUGUCACAACUGGGAAAGCGCUUCGAGUCCAUCUGCGGAUGCUUGACUUCAUCAAAACGUUCUUCCACCACUUCAAGGAUGGCCUGACAACGCUGCUAGCGAGCAACGCAUUCGAGUCCAUCAGCGGCCUUCUUGCCAAGUUGGUGAACAGCGCAUGGACCAUGCUCCAGGCUGGUGAUGGUAUUCCUGCGCAGUACAAGACCCGUGCCACCGACUACGAUAUUCCUUACAUGCACCAGCAGAUCAUUAGAUCCAUCAUUGACAUGAUCAACGAUAUUAGCACUCAUCAGGGCACUCAGGCGGACCGAGUGUUACGGAGUUUUGUGGAUUCUCCAAACCUGCUCCGCUCCUUUCGACUCAUUACCGACCAUCUGGCUGCCUUUGGGGCGCAUACGUGGAGCGAGGUCGUGAAAGCGAUCUGUGGGUUUCUUCACAAUGAACCGACCAGCUACACAGUCAUCUCGGAAGCAGGGCUUAUCCAAAGUCUCCUCGAAACGGUAAAUGUUGGCCAGACGUCUACGGUAGAUCCGCAACAGUCGAGGUCCCUAUCCUCAGAGCCUGAAGGUCGUGUGCAAGGAAUACCACCAGUGAUUGAUGCCAUUGUCAAUAUAUCACAGGUGUUUGGCGCGGUCUGCUUGACAAAUGCUGGCUUUGACUAUUUCAAGGCAUCUGGUGCUCUGGAGAAAUUCUUCGAGAUCUUCGAGUCACCAGCCCAUGCCAAAGUCUUGAGCGAUCCCAAUGUCCUGGCACUACUUGGCUCGACUUUUGACGAGCUUAUCCGACAUCAUCCCAAUCUACGGACUUCUGUCCUGAGCGCGGUCAUCGUCAUGAUUUCUCGGGUUCGGCAUAUAACCAGAUCACUUGCUGUCGACUACGGUGCUGGACCGAAAAUCUGGGUAGGCUCCGAAGGUGCGUUCUCACCAUGUGGCGGGGUGGAUGCCCUGUCUCUUGAGAUAGUACCACCUCCUACCACGGUCGCAGGAAGUCCAGUGCCAGCUAGAACGAUCGACUUACCGAAUGGCGACAAGCUGAGUCUUAAGGACUCAAUAAUGCCGCCAAGCAGAUUAUCUGGAACCCCCUGCGAUCAGGAUAGCCAUGGCCUCAAAGCUAACGACUAUGCGAGACCUGCCAUCGGCUUCCUUGUGACGUUCUUUGAGAAUCAGACUCUUUGCAACAGCUUUCUUGACCACGGAGGUUGUGAUCUGGUAUUGGACUUUGUUACAAUGCCGAGCUUGCCAGCUGACAGCCAGCCGCUGAAUAGAAACAGCGGUUUGUUGGUGGAGUUGGCGGCAGCCGUCCAUAUGAUGGCUGAGUGCAAGCCUCACGUUGUACUUCCGACACUGGCUGACCGAACACGCUAUGCCUGUGCUGAGUUGAAGCAUUUCAGCCAAGGCCAACCCAAGGACUGGUCCUGCUAUUUCCUGCCAAUGGUCAGACCUGUAAAGGCAGGCAGAACUACGUCAGAUGUUGCAGAUUCUGACAAGGCUGAGGUUGAACUCGCCGGCACCAGAGUGGCAAAAGCUCUAAUGGCCGUUUUGUGCCUGGGCCAUGUUCUGGCCGAGGUCUUCAACGCACCCAUGUACAGCACAAGAACAACCCAGAAUACUCUCUUCAAUCAGGUCAAUCUGGCCGAUAUCCUUGCAGAUAUAUGCAAGAUGAUGGGAACUAUCUCAGCGGCCUGUUUCCGUGAGGACAUUGCUAUUCAACGUGUCAUUCCGCAGGGUUGGGCAUGGGAAACCCGAGCCCGAGACUUUACUUCCGGCGACGACGAAGUUGACAAGAUUUGGAUGAGCGUUCGUGAUAGUAAUGCGCGUCUGACGGACGAUUCCACGCCUAGUCAAGACGAGAACACCGUCAGUGACAGCACCAAGCUUGAGGACGAUAAGCAGACGCCCUUCUUCAAAAACGUGCAGACAUUACGCUUCCUCUUCGUCGAGACUCCUGCGGCCAUUACGGAAUUUUUGGAACGCUUGGGACGUGGCAUCACCGGCCGGCGACGAUCUGAUGGCUUUUCUCGGCAGAAGGCUGCUUUGGUAGCAAAUGCUCUUGCUUCAGCCUACCUCACUCAGCUGCAGCCAUACUUUCUCGAGACUGAGAGUACUGAGAGUACUACUAGUGCUACAUCUGAGGAUGUUGAGUCUCGUUUCACUUACUUCGUGAUCGCCCUCGAUAACGUCCGUCGCAGUUUUUACGACGAUGGCCAUCCUCCAGCAGGCCCUAAUCCCAUGUCACACCCUGGUCGGCAGAGUUUUGUGGUGGAGGCGUUUCGGAAAGUGGGCGGCGUCAAAAGUCUGACGGCCAUCGGAACAGAAUUCUUCGACAAGUUGAAGUCCUGCAAAGUAGAGCAUUCUAUGUUCUCCGCUAAUACCGGUCUCAAAAUCUGCCUCGGAAUCUUGGAUGACUUCACCAACUCCAAGCUUAUCAUGGAAUCAGCUCAGGCGAACAUAAUGAGAGUCACAGAUCCGACGAAACAAAUCUGGUUCGUCCCCGCACAAGUUCUUCUCAGCCUGCGAACAGAGGCCCUGCCCCUAACGCGUUUGGUAUGGGAAAGCGACUAUGCGGACCAGGCGUCGAAGGAUGUGGUUCAGAAGCUCGUAUCUAUCUUGAAACAUGUUCUGACGGGCGACCAUGAAAACGAAGCUGUCCAAUCCAGCAGCAGUUAUCCUGCUCUAGCACCUUACUCCCCGAGGAAACUGUUCAUUGACUCCCAGAAAGUCAGCCUACUCAAGGACAAAGGUUAUGAUGAGGAGCUUGCGAGAGAAGCGCUAUACCGCGCAAGCAACCAGUCAUCAAACAGCUUAACACCAGCGGAAGAAUAUUGCAAGGCUUUCUCGUCUAACCCUUGGCGUCGAAGACUUCCAAUUCCGUACGAACAGAGUGAACUUUCUGCGACAACUCGCGAUACUCCAAGCGUCACUAGUCCUCCAUCUAACUCGAUUCGACACUCUAUGACUGCUGCUCUCUUGGGAGUUCCUUCCGCUGGUUCGGUGGAAGCGGCGCUUGCAGAAUUUGCAAAUAACGCUGCAGAUCCAGACGAGAUGGAAGAUGUUGUCCAGACCCCUGACCCACCGAGCUCCGUGGCCCCGAGGCCUGCAGGAACCGCCUCAUCCGCUAUGGAUCUCAACAACAUACUGAAUAACGAAGGAGAUUUGAGGGAAGACUUACCACAGUCUUCACAACACGAGUCCACCACAACUUACUCCGUUGAGACGAUCACAGAACAGAGAGCAGAAAUUCGGGAGGAUCUCGCGGACCGUUGCAACAAUAUCCUGAACAAUCACCAAAACCUGACUUUCGAGCUGUCCGAUCUCAUCAUCAGUGCAACUAAGAAACUGCCGGACGAUCUUGCUAAGGACUACUGGAGGACAACUUCCGAUCUACUGGUCAGUUCGUUACUCUCCAUGCAGGUGGAGGAGGAUAUCAACGAAGCUCGUGGGAAGAAGAUUGCGGCGGCGGCACAUCUUGUGGCUCUCCUCAUCCAGGAUGGUGAUGUUUUCGACGAGACACUCAGUAUUUUCCAGGAGUCAUUUGCUGGCCUACUCUCGUAUCUGCGUUUGCCAGCCUCAGAUGGUCGUUCGGCGGAGGACUCAUUUCCUUGGAUAGCACCUGUCCUGUUGAUUGUCGAGAAGAUGCUUUCUAGAGGCAGCGAGCCCGCCGAAGUCAAAUGGAAUCCUCCUCAUGACCUGGAUUCGAGCGGCAAGGCGGAGCUCACUCCCAUCUCUGUUCUUGAUCAGGAAGAGAAGCUAGAAUUGUUCGAAACACUCGUCAACAUGUUAACCCGAGUCGGAAAGGACAAGACCAUGGCUGUCGCAAUCACUCGAGUACUAGUCAUCCUCACCCGCUCGAGAGACGUUGCCUCUCGGCUGGCCGAGAGGCGAAACCUACAGCGACUAUUCCUCAUGGUGAAACAGCUUGCAAAUGGCGUCGGUCAUCGAUUGCAGAGCUCCUUCAUGAUUGUGCUACGACACAUUGUAGAGGACGAGGAAACGGUCAAGCAAAUAAUGCGCAGCGAAAUCAAGGCCCACUUUAUCGCCCGUGGCUCAAAACAAGUCGACACUACGAGCUACGUUCGAGACUUGUACCACCUCGUCCUGCGAUCUCCCGAAGUCUUUGCCCAGAUAACAAACGAAAUGGUCAAAUUAUCAUCGUGGCAGCAAAGUGGAGGUGGCUCCAUCGGUGUCGUGCUCCGAGAGACGUCUGAUUCCACGUCAACCGAUGAGAAGAAGACAGAGCAAGCACAUUCCUCAACGGAGCCGAACGAGUUUUCUAUGGAGCCAGCAGCCAGUGUCGAGCCACCGGAAGAGUCUAUCGAAGAUCGGAACAAAAGCAAAGCUCUGGAGCUUAGAGUACCGGUUGUCGAAAAUCCAGACGGGGUAAUUCACUUCAUACUAUCGGAGCUCUUGAACUACAAAGAUGUCGAGGAUAAAGAGGUCGGCAUAGAGACGCCCGCCAAACCAGACGAGAACUCUAAAACUGAGCAGAGCCCGGUUCCGGAGAGUUCUGAGGACGCGCUCGAUCAACCACCGCAGCCCAAACCAGAAAAGCCGAAGUUCAAGCCCGAAGAUCAUCCCAUCUUCUCCUAUCGGUGCUUCCUGAUGUACAGUUUGACCGAGCUGCUACAUUCUUACAAUCGCACAAAGGUGGAGCUGAUCAAUUUCUCCCGGAAGGCAGAUCCCUUGUCCAUGACACCAUCAAAGCCCCGAGCAGGCAUCCUCAAUUAUCUCUUGAACGGACUGAUACCGUCUUGUCAUGUCGAAAAAGAGGAAUCACUGCAGUUCAAGAAGAAACUGCUCACAAGCGAUUGGGCAAUCCGGGUUGUUGUCGCCUUAUGUUCCAAGACUGGAGAAUCACGACACACUCCUGCGCAAAGAUUCUCCGCGCAAGCUCAAGUCGACGAUGCGGACAACGAGCCGGAUUUGACGUUCGUGCAACGAUUUGUCCUCGAACACGCCAUUAAGUCAUAUAAGGAUGCGAUGUCCUCCAAUGAGGUACUUCAGAUGAAAUACAGUCGCCUAUUGUGUCUUGCUGAUAUGUUUCAUCGCCUUAUUUCGAAGCCAGUUGUGCCUGAAGGGUCUGCUGGAUCCCAGAACACGUCUUACAAGGUCCUCGCCCGGAUGAUGUUCGAGAAGAACCUGAUAGCAGUCUUGACCAACUCUCUAGCAGACAUCGACCUUGGGUACCCCGGGUCGAAGAGAGUGAUCAAAUUCAUCCUGAGACCUCUGCAAGAGCUCACCACCUUAGCUAGCCAACUGAGCAUCACUGAUCCUGAUUUUGCCAACUCGGUCGCAGGAAACACUGCAGACGAUAUCAUAUCUUCGGCCUCUUCAGUCUCUGACGUUGACGAGGAGCGUGAAGAGACUCCCGAUCUCUUCCGCAACUCGGCACUUGGGAUGCUCGAUCCGAACAGAGAUUCUGAGUCGGAUUCUGAGGAACAAGAUGAAGACGAGGAUGAAGAGAUGUACGACGAGGAGUACGAUGACGAAAUGGAAUAUGACGAUGGCCUCGUCGCAGGCGGACCCAACGAUGACGAAGCGGUCAGUGACGACGAGGUGGACGACGAGAUGGGUCCUGAAGGAGAGAUCGAGGGUCUGCCUGGCGAUGUGCCCAUGGACAUCGAGUUCGUCGUCAAUGAUCCCCAUAUGGAAGUCGACACAGACGAUGACGACGAAGAUAACGAUGAGGAUGACGACAGUGACGAUGACGAGGAUGAUGAUGACGGGGAUGACGAAAUAAUUGUGGAAGAGGACGAAGAUGACGAUCAUCCAGACGAGUUCAAUGGAGACGAAGAGAACGAUAGUCUCCAUGGCGGCCAAGGUGACGAGGGUGAAUGGGAAGAUGAGGAAGAGGGAGACGAAGAUGACGCAAGUGAGCAUGAAGACGAUAUUGAAGAAAUCACUUUCGACGGUGACGACAUGCCAGUGCCUAUGGCCGGAGGGGGAAAUCUGACACAACCCGGGGUUCUGAGCAGUCUCCUUCGUGUCCUGAAUGAUCACGAUAUCGACGGACCUAUUGGCAUGCCUCACCAUGUCCCUCCUGAGCUUAUCGUCCCUGGCGCAGACCAUGUUGAGCCCGACGACGAGGACGAUGAAGAUGAAGAGGAUGAAGAUGGUGACGAAAUGGACGAGAAUGACGAGAUGGACUACGGUGAUUUCGACCAUUUUCUAGCUGGAGGUGGGGAUGGUGAUAUCGUGGACCAUACUGACCCUCUUCUAUGGAAUGGUCUUCCCAACAUGCGCCGAGCUCGACAUUUCCGUGGUCCAGGUGGACAUAUGGCCAGCUUCGUUGGCCGACGCGUGGCACAUCGUGAUGAGUUCAUACCUAUGGGUCGUCCACGGCUGCCACAACACGCGCGGUCUGGACUUGAUGACGGAACGAACCCGCUCCUACGCAGACCACAACAAGACACUCCUCGUCCUUCACGACUUGAUGCUGACGGGCCACCACUCGAUAUGGAAAUACUUCGUGAGGGAGGCGGCUUUCCGCCCUUUCCGGCCACAUUCCAGACGGUUAUUCGCAACGGCGACACCAUUGAGGCUGGUGGUCACGGAGCCAUGUUGGAUGCUAUUCUGCAAGCGCUUCACCGUGGCGAGCGCGUUGGUGAUGGACGUAUACAAUUUUCCAUGACUGCGCCACUCUCAGAGAUAGGGGAUGUCCUGAGACCGCCUAUCUCAGUGGUCAGCCAUCGUCCUCAUACCCGCGAAGAAUCAUCACGUGCCGGCAAUUUCAUACCUGCGCUGACCAUGACCAGAUGGCAAGAAGAGGCUCGCAUUCUCUUCGGCAACACCUACUUUGAAAAGGUUCAGCGUGUUCAAUAUGUCAUUAUGUCUCUCCUUGUACCUCUUGCGCAGCAGGAGGAAAAGGAACGCAAGCGCAAGCGCGAAGAGGAGCAGAAGGCGGAACGCGAGGAAAUGGAGCGACUGAGAGUAGAGUCUGAACGUCGCAAGCAAGAAGCCGAGGAACGUGAAGCAGCGGUAAAGGCUGAAGGAGAACGCUUGCGCGCAGAAGCUGAGGCCGAGGCUGCAACCAGAAGCAGAGAUGAGGUGGCCACUGAGCAUGACGAUGGCGAUACCGAGCCCAUGGAAGACGUGCAAGGCACUGAUACACAGGAACAUGCGGAUUCUGAAGGCGAGGUCGAUGAAUCCCAACCUCGCAUCUUUACCACCAUCCGAGGACGUCAGCUUGAUAUUACCGGACUGGACAUCGACUCGGAAUACUUGGAAGCUUUGCCGGAAGAGUUGCGGGAAGAGGUCAUCAUGGCACAAUAUGCCACACGUCGUGAACAGGCGCGAGAGACGGGCAACGAUUCGACAGGAAUUGAUCCAGACUUCCUCAAUGCUCUCCCAGAAGACAUUCGAGAAGAAAUCCGUCAACAAGAAGCUCACGCUCAACGUCGACGUGAGCGAGAAGCGGCUCGUCGACAAGUCGCCACGGCUGGCGGCCCAGCACAGGCAGAAGAAAUGGACAAUGACACCUUUCUGGCGACAUUGGACCCGGCUUUCCGUCGUGUGAUCCUCGCCGAACAACCACCCGAGAUUUUGCGACAACUGGAUCCUCGACAUGCUGCUGAAGGCCGGGCUCAUGCAAGACGUUUCUUUCAGUAUGCCAACGCUGGUGAUCGUGACGCACGGGCAACCGAUGAAAGUGCACAGCGGGACAACAAGCGACAGAUCGUUCAGAUGGUUGACAAAUCUGGUGUUGCCACUAUACUACGCCUUAUGUUCCUACCACAACAAGGAUCCCUCCGGACAAACUUGUGGCAUGUCCUUCGCAACAUCUGUGGCAAUCGACAAACCCGCUUUGAGGUCAUCAAUCUUCUGCUCGUGGUUCUUAAGGAGGGAUCGACAGAUGUCAGUGCAGUUGAACGCAGCCUUGCAAGCUUGUCCCUGCGUGCUAAGGCCACGGUCGGGCAAAAGACCCCCCAACCCUUGAAGCGUACGAUUUCGAUGCAACCUGCGAGGGGCAUCAGCGAAGAUGUCACACCUCUUGUGGUUGUGCAACAAUGUCUGUCAGCUUUGAAACAACUGUGUCAGAAUAGUGUCCAUACUCGAACCAUCUUCCUGCGUGAGGUCGAUGUCAACCCGGCGGUUAGAAAAGGCAAGGGAAAGGCAAAGGAAGCCAAAAUUAUCAAGUAUCCCAUCAACGACCUGGUUGGCCUUCUGGAUCGCAAGUUGAUCGUCGAGAGCUCAUCUUGUCUUCAGUCUCUUGCAGAACUACUUUCGGCUGUAACUCAGCCGUUGUCCUUGUUGCUGCGAAAGGACAAGGAGAAGCCUUCGGACGAAGAGAAGCCUAAUGAGGGCAGUGGAAAUGAAGAGUCCACCUCUGCCUCACGGCUUCCGACAGAGCAGCAGCAGUCUGAAGAGGAGCGUGACAUCGAACUCAGAGACGCGCCGACUACAGCGUCGCAGGGCAACCCAUCCCAUGCCAGCAGUGUGGUGGCUGAGCAGGGUGGAAUCACAGAUCCUGCAACCAAGCCCGAGACCGGACAAGUCAAUGGCGAGGAAGCAAAAUCCAAGAAAGCCUUUGAACCGCCAGAGAUCUCCGAGCACAACUUGGAGCUCGUUGUCAGCAUCUUUGUGGCACCGGAAUGCAACAGCGACACUUUCCAUUCCGCUCUGGAGACGGUUUCAAGCCUAUCUAACAUCCCUGGCACUUCGGUCACAUUUCGCAUAGAACUGAUCAAGCAUGUCAAGAGCCUAUCUCAGUCAAUCUGCGCCGACCUCGACGAGCUAAUUCCACAAUUGAGGGAAGCCCAGUCAAUCACGGACCUACAUGCACUCUCGUCGUCCAAGUUCUCUCAUGGAGGGUCUGACCAAGUCAAGCUUCUCCGUGUUUUGCAGGCCCUGGAUUACCUUUCAGCCUCCAAGAACGACGUUGAGGAAACCGAGGACCAGACAACCUCAUACGACAGCCUUGCACUGAGACCGCUAUGGGACAAAUUGAGCGAAUGUUUGACGACUGUUCGGGAGAAAGACAACAUCACCAGCUUUGCCACGAUUCUUUUGCCUCUUAUCGAGUCGCUUAUGGUCGUGUGCAAGAAUGCCUCUCUCAAAGACUCAGCAUUAGCCCGACAGAUCAAGGAGCAGAUGCAAGGAAGCCCAGCGCCGGAAGUCAUGGAUGACAUCCAAGAACUUUUCUUCAAUUUCACCACGGAGCACCGCAAGAUUCUCAACGAUAUCAUUCGUCAAACUCCAAAGUUGAUGCAAGGCAACGGCAGCUUCAGCCUCUUAGUGAAGAAUCCCAAAGUGCUGGAUUUCGACAAUAAGCGCACAUACUUCACCAAGCAAAUCCACUCUCGUCUGCACCAACAGCGACACAUCCAGCCGCCCUUACAACUCAACGUACGUCGUGACCAGAUCUUCCUGGACUCUUACAAGGCACUGUAUUACAAGACCGCCGAUGAAAUGAAGUAUGGCAAACUCAACAUCCGUUUCAAUGGUGAAGAAGGUGUUGAUGCCGGUGGUGUUACACGAGAGUGGUUCCAGGUCCUUGCUCGUGGCAUGUUCAAUCCCGACUGGGCUCUUUGGCAGCCAGUCGCUGCUGACCGUACUACAUUCCAUCCAAAUCCCCUCAGCUGGAUCAAUGGAGAACACCUUCUGUACUUCAAGUUCAUUGGCCGCAUUAUCGGCAAAGCACUCCACGAGGGCCGCGUCCUUGAUUGUCACUUUAGCAGAGCUGUCUACAAACGCUUGCUCGGCAAGGAACCCAACCUCAAAGAUCUCGAGUCCAUGGAUCUUGAUUAUUACAAGAGUCUUGUGUGGAUCUUGGAGAAUGACAUCACUGAUGUUAUCAGUGAAGACUUUUCAGUCAUCGAGGAGCAGUUUGGUGAAGAGAAGGUCGUCGACCUGAUUCCGAAUGGACGAAAUAUCCCUGUCACCGAGGAGAACAAGAAAGAAUAUGUCAACGCUCAAGUUCGCUAUCGCCUCACAACAUCAGUUCAGGAGCAACUCGAGAACUUUACUCGAGGCUUCCACGACAUCAUCCCGGCAGAGUUGGUUAGGAUCUUUGACGAGCAAGAGCUCGAAUUGCUGGUCUCUGGACUUCCGGAAAUUGAUGUGGACGACUGGAAAGCUCAUACCGAGUACCACAACUAUACGGCCAACAGUCCACAAAUUACCUGGUUCUGGCGCAUUGUCCGAGGCAUGAGCAACGAAGAACGGGCGAAACUGUUGCAAUUCGUCACAGGCACCAGCAAGGUUCCCCUCAACGGUUUCAAAGAUCUGGAAGGAAUGCAAGGAAAUACCUUGUUCAGUAUCCACAAGGAUCCAAGUCAAACCCGACUUCCAACGAGCCAUACUUGCUUCAACCAACUUGACCUACCUUCUUACGAUGACUACGAGACACUGAAGAGCAACCUGAUGACAGCGAUUAACCUUGGUGCAGAUUACUUCGGAUUCGCAUGA
Exophiala viscosa is the source of this 12036-nucleotide messenger RNA. Its product is annotated as E3 ubiquitin-protein ligase HUWE1. Bases 1 to 12036 code for a protein of 4011 amino acids. The transcript has 3 exons. Gene Ontology annotation, molecular function: ubiquitin protein ligase activity. The record is from RefSeq and is a predicted model, not a curated record. Gene Ontology annotation, biological process: protein polyubiquitination. Lineage: Eukaryota; Fungi; Ascomycota; Eurotiomycetes; Chaetothyriales; Herpotrichiellaceae. Gene Ontology annotation, cellular component: cytoplasm.